Molecule: messenger RNA, 1299 nt
Organism: Sesamum indicum (sesame)
Lineage: Eukaryota; Viridiplantae; Streptophyta; Magnoliopsida; Lamiales; Pedaliaceae
Product: octanoyltransferase LIP2p2, chloroplastic
Biological process (GO): protein lipoylation
Molecular function (GO): lipoyl(octanoyl) transferase activity
Source: RefSeq, a predicted model, not a curated record
CUGUUCUGAAGUAGAUAUAUGAAUGGAAGUAAGAAAAUAUUCAAUCAAAUUUCAAGAGAGUUUCACAGUUAGUGACACAGUGUAAUUAUGAAAUCUUAAUUAGACUUAUAAAAGAUAGUUUAUAAUAAUCCUUCUACUAAAUUGGAAAAAUUCUCAAAUUUCACUGUUCCACUUCCUCUCUUGUUUGCUCCGCCUCCCCAAAAUCACCGCAAAGAUCCGAGCUUUUCUCACUCCUCCACCCGCCUCUCCUCCGCCGGCACCUCCUCAAAAUUUCUCGUUGUUUUCCUGUCGUUCUGAUCUCAUCAAUUAGAAGGUGCACCAACUGGGACUGAAGACUCUUGUAUGGCGUCUCCGCUUCCCAAUUGAAAAGAUAAUCUAACAAUCUGAAGAAAUGAUCAUAUGGGUCAAUCCCAUUUUGAGCUCCACCCCACCAUAUUUUACCCAAACCCCAUCAAAGUUACCGGCGAAGAAUCAUUCUUGUUUCGCCAAUUCUACUGUUUCAGCGAGCCAUAUACCAAGAAGAAGGUGUGAUUUAUAUGACUUGCAUAAAGACCUGGUACCAUAUGCUGAGGCCUGGUCAUGGCAAAAUGCUAUUGUUGAAGAGAAGAAAGCAUUGAGUGAAAAGAAUGACGAUUUAGCCGAUUCUUUGAUUCUUCUGCAGCACCAUCCUGUUUACACGUUGGGCGCUGGGAGUUCAGAAGGAUUCUUGAAUUUUGAUGUGAAGAAUCCUCCUAUUGAUUUGUAUCGAACCGAACGGGGUGGUGAAGUUACUUAUCAUGGCCCUGGUCAGCUAGUCAUGUAUCCCAUCAUCAAUCUUCGGUAUCAGAAGAUGGAUCUUCAUUGGUACCUGAGGUCACUUGAAGAGGUCGUUAUUCGUGCACUUUCCUCAGCAUUUGCAAUUGAAGCUUCGCGUAUUGAGGGCUUAACCGGUGUUUGGGUUGGUAACCAGAAACUAGCAGCCAUUGGAAUAAAAGUAUCGAGAUGGAUAACAUAUCAUGGCUUGGCAUUGAACGUCACCACCGACACAACGCCCUUUCAGCACAUAGUCCCAUGCGGGAUCCGGGGUCGUCAAGUUGGAAGCAUAAAGGGUCUGCUAAAGGAAAAAAAACUGUCCACGGGGUGCAGAGAAGAUAAUCAUCUUCCUGAUGAUCAAGAACUGAUUUAUAUUGCUAAUAAAUCGCUGAUCACAGAGUUCUGUGAAGUUUUCCAAGUUGACCUCAGAAUAACUCUAUACGACGAAGGAGUUUGGAAGAACUCUUCACCCGCCACAUUGAAGAGCUAACACGUCGUCCCAAGUUA